UUCAUCAAUUCUCCACAACCAAAACAACAGCGCCAGCCAACAAGAAGGAAGACAAGAGCAACAAGACAAACAAGCAAAGCAAGCAAGAGAGCGAAGACAAGCAAGCAGGUCGAUGAUGAUGAAGCUGAUGAAAGGAGCGCCAGUGGCGGCGACGACGCUGGCCGCCGUUGUCGUUGGUGUUGUGCUGGCGUGCGGCGCAGCGCCAACAACAGCAGCGAUCAGAGCUUUCGCUGCACCCGAUGGUAUUAUGUACGGCAUCAACUCCACACUUGGGUUUGUCACGAUUGACCCAGCAACCGGCAAGACCACUCCCGUCUCUGCUCCCCUGCCUGACGAAGCGCAGGCCCAGAACCUCGCCUCCAUGGACACGCUCAGGGGCAUCUAUUACAUGCUUGGCUUCAACCUCACAAACCAGGAGAUUGAUCUGAUUGGAAUCGAUGUGGUGAAGGGCACCAUCGCCAACAAGGUGAAGCUGCCGUUUGUGAGCUCCGCGCUGAUUGGCGUGGGCGAGGCCGUGGACGUCGACGAGAGCAACGGCGAGGUCUUCUGCCUCGGGCUCCAGGCCGACAACAAGCAUCACCUCUUCCGCGUCAACCCACGCACCGGCGCCACAAAGCACCUCGCCGACUGCGGCUACAUCAACGUGCUCGGUGGCGCGCACGCCUUUGACCAGACCAACAACCUCGUCUGGCUGCAGUUUGCCGCCAACAGCUCGGGCGAGAUCUCGCUCGACCUGCUGGGCUUUGACGCCAUCACGGGCACGCUCAAGAAGACAAUCAAGGAGCCAGACACCAACGGCAUCUACACCCUCUCCUACGACAUCCAGCGCGAGCAGAUGAUUGGCUUUGGCUACGACGCCAGCAAGGGCGCCCGCACCCUCCUGCGCCUCAACACCAACACGGGCAGCGUGUCCCGCAUCGGCGUCGUGCCCGGCUACUCCGUCAUCAACGGCAACAUUGUCACCGUCGACUCGCGCAGCGGCGUCAUCUAUGCGCAGUUCCAGUCGUCCAACAACCAGACCGCCCCCUUUGACAUUGUUGGCGUGGACGUGUCGACGGCCAAGGUCGUCUCUCACGCGCCCUUGUGCGUGGACCCGGCUGACUGCCCAUGGUCCAUGGAGUUCAGGCCCACGCAGCACUAAGCACGGCCCGUGCUGCUGCUCCACGCCUCCUGCCGCCGCCCCGCACGUGUGUGCUCGCCCCGCGGCUCUUUUUUGUUUGCCUUUUGAUGUCAUCACAUCACCCGCUGUUUUUGUUGUGCCGUGUCGUCUUCACCAACACGUUACACCCACAUCAUGUCCCGCCACUCUUCUGGCGCUGCUCUGUUCGCUUUCGCUUGCUCGGUGUGUGUGUGUGUGUGUGUGUGUGUGUGUGUGUGU
Salpingoeca rosetta is the source of this 1378-nucleotide messenger RNA. RefSeq lists its product as uncharacterized. The transcript is spliced from 2 exons. The coding region runs from base 113 to 1141 and encodes 342 amino acids. The record is from RefSeq and is a predicted model, not a curated record. NCBI's taxonomy places the organism in Eukaryota, Choanoflagellata, Craspedida, Salpingoecidae.